CAUAUGAGACGGAAAAGAGGAAGAAGAAGGUGAAAAAAUGGAGGAGCUGUCCCGGCGGGCGAGGGAGGCCGGGCAGUGGGUGAGAAGGUGCUGUUGCUGUGCUGAGGAAGAGGAGAAUGGUGAGGAGAAAGGUUAUGAAGGAGAUGAAGAAGAGGAGGAAGAGGUGAAGAUGGAGGAGUUGAACUUCAGGAAAAGUUCAGCUUCACUUCCGUCUGCUGAGCUGGAUUCGGACUCAUCCACCUCUGGCUCUCAGUCUCACUGGUUCCACACUCUGCAGGCCCGUCGGCUGAAAGUCCAGCGUGGGCGCAGCAACAGUGACCCACUGAGGGGGGAGGGCAGUCGGGAGCCUCUUACCUGGAAAGCAGGUCUGGAGUUUGGGGCAGCACACUCGUACCUGAGUCUGGAGAAACUGGGUGAAGGAACCUUUGCCUCGGUCUACAAAGGCAUCAGCAGGAUAAACGGGCAGCUGGUUGCUCUGAAGGUGAUUCGUAUGAAGACGGAGGAAGGUGUCCCGUUCAAUGCCAUUAGAGAAGCCUCUUUGCUCAAACGUCUGAAACAUGCCAACAUUGUCCUCCUGCACGACAUCAUCCACACCAGAGAGACACUCACCUUCGUCUUUGAGUACCUGCAGACAGAUCUGGCCCAGUACAUGAUCCAGCACCCUGGAGGUCUACGCUAUCACAACGUGCGGAUCUUCAUGUUCCAGCUGCUGCGAGGUCUCUGCUACAUCCACAGCCGCAGGAUCCUCCACCGAGACCUUAAGCCCCAAAACCUGCUCAUCAGCUACCUCGGAGAACUCAAACUGGCCGACUUCGGUGAGAACCAGCGCAACGCUGCAGGGCAGAAGUGA
Molecule: messenger RNA, 850 nt
Organism: Haplochromis burtoni (Burton's mouthbrooder)
Lineage: Eukaryota; Metazoa; Chordata; Actinopteri; Cichliformes; Cichlidae
Product: cyclin-dependent kinase 15
Exons: 7
Coding region: 38-850 (270 amino acids)
Biological process (GO): protein phosphorylation
Cellular component (GO): cytosol; cytoplasm; nucleus
Molecular function (GO): ATP binding; cyclin binding; cyclin-dependent protein serine/threonine kinase activity
Source: RefSeq, a predicted model, not a curated record